Molecule: messenger RNA, 1233 nt
Organism: Myxocyprinus asiaticus (Chinese sucker)
Lineage: Eukaryota; Metazoa; Chordata; Actinopteri; Cypriniformes; Catostomidae
Product: zona pellucida-like domain-containing protein 1
Exons: 10
Coding region: 1-1233 (410 amino acids)
Cellular component (GO): cell surface
Source: RefSeq, a predicted model, not a curated record
AUGGAGUGGAUAUGUGUAAUUCUUUUGCUUUUCAGUGGGAUUUAUUUAGCUUUUACACAAUUCAGUGGAUUCAACUGUGAUCCAACCUACCACAGCAGGUUUCCUGGUGAGAGAGAUAUUAGUGUUUACUGUGGUGUACAGACAAUCACACUAAAGAUUAACCUAUGCCCUGUGCUGUACUCUGGAUACACUGAUGCUGACCUGGCACUGAAUGGUCGUCAUGGAGAUGCCCAAUGUCGAGGCUUCAUCAACAACAACACCUUCCCCACAGCUGUGCUCUUCAGCAUCAGUCUGAGCACUCUGGAGGCCUGUGGGAACACGCUGGUGGUUUCUACAGCUCAGGGCAAUAAUGCUUAUGGGAAUAUCUCCAUGGUGCAGAUGGGGAGUAUAUCGGGCUACAUUGACACCCAUGACCCUCCUACUGUCAUCAGCUACCUGCCAGGUCUGGUGUAUAAAUUCAGCUGCAGUUAUCCUCUGGAGUAUCUGCUCAACAACAGCCAGCUUGCAUCCUCAUCUGCUGCAAUAUCAGUAAAGGACAACAAUGGCACUUUCCUAAGCACUCUCAGUUUAGUUCUUUACAAUGACUCAACCUUUAGUCAGCUAAUCUCUAUACCAGUGGCUGGCCUGUCUUUGAAGACUCGCGUGUUUGCUGCAGUUAAGGCUACAAAUCUGGACAGGAGGUGGAAUGUUCUAAUGGAUCACUGUUACGCCACCCCCUUUGGGAACCCUAAUGAUGAGAUACGCUAUGACCUUUUCUUUGGGUGUUACAAGGAUCCACAGACUACAGUUUUUGAGAACGGAAAGAGUCAGAUAGGCCGCUUUGCAUUUGAAGUCUUCCGUUUUGUAAAACAUAAGAACCAGAAGAUGUCCACUGUGUUCUUGCACUGUGUCACCAAGCUGUGUCGAGUAGAUGACUGCGCAAUGUUAAUGCCGAUCUGUGGAAAGCGCAGGAGGCGAGAUACUGUGGAUGAUCAUGUAGUGUCGGGUUCAUCCUCUGGGGAUGCAGUCAUAACUGCAGGCCCAAUAAUCACUAGAAGUGAUGAAACUCCAACCAACAACUCACAACUUGUGAACAAUUCCUCCCAGCAGCUGAAUGCUGUAACAAGUGCUUUGAUAUCGGGUGUGGUCGUGCUGGGCGUGAUGAUUCUGGGCCUCUUCAUCCUGUCCCUCAGGCUGCUCAGGAAACCCAGCCCUUCAGGUCUGACAUGGGUCUGGAACCCCAGCUUCAGAUGA